UAUCAUGAAAUUCUCCAUCGCCGCCGCUUUAGCCCUGGCCAGCUUCCAGGCUGUUGCCGCCCUCCCUAGUCCGCCAUUGACAGAUGCCAUUGUGCCUGCCAUCGAGGACGACUCCAGUGUUAACUCCACCGAUGUGGAAGAGCGAGGCCUAUUCACCAAGUACCCGUGUACACGAGGUGCAUCCAUUAAGCUGUUCAAGAGCCAUCUAUGCAAAGGCAGUGCUACAAGGACCGACAUUCUCAACUUCCCGCUACCAGAAGGCUAUGUGGACAGAUGUCAAGAUGUUACUUCAAAAUCCGACAUGACUGGCAUCAAGCUACUCAGCCCACUCGACAUGUACCCGAGUAUGGCACAGUGGAUCGUUUGGCAAGAACCCGGUUGCAAGGGCCGCAGCAAGGUGCUCAGGCCUAAUGGCCUCUGCGAGCACAUUAUGUCGGAGAAGGGUCAAGUCGAAACUCCUCCUAUCAAGUCGUUCAAACUCAUUGCAAAGGAUGCCACGAAGUGCGAGGCCAACAGAGAGGAUGGUCGAUCUUAGAAACCGCCAGUAGCACCUGAUGAGCAAUGCCUAGGGAUGGAUCAGGAAAGCAUCUUCAACCGCAGAACUAGGCCAUGCUACAAGCAGGCUGGAUCUGGGUCGGAAGACAGACUAUCACGCUACUUCCAUCUUCAGGCAUGCUAUUUCUCAAAGAUCCUCACACAAAUCGGCACACCAGCUUGUUACAAGAGGCCUCGAUGUUUCCAGCCAGCUCCUUUCUUGAGCAUUACUUUUAAGACAUGUACAUUACAUUGCCGCCACGGGCUGUUUCAUACCC
Periconia digitata is the source of this 812-nucleotide messenger RNA. Lineage: Eukaryota; Fungi; Ascomycota; Dothideomycetes; Pleosporales; Periconiaceae. The record is from the annotation of a GenBank genome assembly.